GUUGUAUCGACACUAGGGGUUGAAGUAAUUUACGUUAUACGGUAACGAUUUGCAGGUAGCUUUUAAAUGGCAUUUAAUCUUCAGUGUCGGGGAAAUAAAAAAAUAUUAGCCAUAUGCAAUACUGGGUCGUUGGGGUGAGCAGAUUAAUAUCUAACGCGAUGGGGUUUUUUUACGCAGUGGCAAGAGGUCGUAGUCCUGGUAUCUAUGCUACAUGGGAUGAGUGUAAGGCUCAAGUGCAUGGAUUUCCUAAACCAGUAUACAAGAAAUUUCCCUCAAAAUCUGAGGCUGAAGAUUUUGUUGCAAGCAAAGGUUCAAAAACAUCUGAAUUCCUAGCUGAUUCUGAGACUUGUUCCCAAUUCGAGUAUGAUAGCAGCGGAAGAACAACUAAGGUGGAACCAACUCAUAAUGAGUUAAGAAAAAAAACGCAAGCUUGGACCAAAGACAAAAUCUCAAACAAUGUGAAUGAACCAAGCAACAACGCAGAACAGCUAUUGUCUCGUUUAGAGAGUAAAAUAUCUGGUUUGGCUACAAAUGGAAUCCCCAUACCUACGAGAAUAAAAAACCUAGAAAGUAUUUUACUUUCUAUGCACCAAGAGCUCUAUGAUAUAAAAAGACAUUUUUCAACCAGUGCACGUACAAGUACAGACUUUUCUGGGAAUAGAAAACGCAAAAGAUUGGGAGAUUCAGAAGACAUUGGAAGACUUAAAAACUCAAUUGAUCAAGAUCCAGAUCCAUCUCUGCAGGGAGGUUUUAACGUAGACGAACGAGGAUUCGUAAAUGUUUUUACUGAUGGAGCAUGUAGCGGAAAUGGUCAACUUGGGGCAAUGGCAGGAAUUGGUGUUUGGUUUAAUGAUAAUCAUCCUCUAAAUGUGUCACGACCCGUCACGAAUGGUUCACGAGCAACGAACAACCUGGCUGAAAUUCAGGCAGUUACAGAAGCAGCAAAGCAGGCUGCAAAAGCCGGCGUGAAAAAGUUGAAGAUCAAUACAGAUUCACAGUUCCUUAUAUCCUGUAUAACGCAGUGGAUGCCAAAGUGGAAAAAAAAUGGCUGGAGAAAGGCUGAUGGGGAGCAUGUAAUUAACAAGGAGGAACUAAUUCUGAUGGAAAAGGCCCUACAGCCACUGGAAAUUGCAUGGAAUCACGUACGUGGGCAUGCAGGGGUACGUGGUAACGAAGAGGCAGAUAAAUUAGCUAGAGCAGGGGCAAACGCACAGCGAAAAAAUUAGCAUUGGAAUGAAUUUUACAUGCCUAAACUUCAACGUCCUUAUUCUAUUAAUCUCAUAAUUCAAUCUAUAAUGUGCAAGCUACAUCAAUUCUCAUGAGUUCCAUUAAAUCAUUAUGGGGGGCGGCACUAGAGUCUUGGUCGUGAGAUCAAAGA
This is a messenger RNA of Athalia rosae (coleseed sawfly), 1378 nucleotides long. RefSeq names its product ribonuclease H1 (gene rnh1). Gene Ontology annotation, biological process: DNA replication, removal of RNA primer. Gene Ontology annotation, molecular function: RNA-DNA hybrid ribonuclease activity; nucleic acid binding; magnesium ion binding. The coding region runs from base 114 to 1226 and encodes 370 amino acids. The record is from RefSeq and is a predicted model, not a curated record. The transcript has 7 exons. NCBI's taxonomy places the organism in Eukaryota, Metazoa, Arthropoda, Insecta, Hymenoptera, Athaliidae.